AUGGACCCGGCGAACUGCGACUGUAAACUGGAGUUGAAUCCCGAUAUCACAGGUAUUGGGGUCCGGGCAGCGCUUUACAUCCAAAUUAUGCUGGGUUGGUUUAUGUCCUUGAAAUGGCCCGGGACGUUCGGCAAAAACUCCCGGACGGCGUACAUGACAGCAACGGCGCUUUUGAUAGCCUCGUUUAUUGAAUUGGAGACCCAGGAGCUCAGCCUACUAGACGGGCUGGUCGUAUCCCUCAUCACGACCAUGAUGAUUAUCUUUGCAGUUGCCUCGUACUCGUACAAACCCGGGGACGACAAGUCCAGUGAAGAGGAGGGUGCUGACGACCGACCGUCCCUCACCCGUUGGUUCAUGCAACUAUGUUUUGUCGUCUUCUGGGGGGCGUGGGGGUUCCACAUGUGGCGUGACCCUGCUCAUUUCGGCCUAAAGGGCGAUGCCGCCGACUGCCUUACCAACUACAACAUCACAUUGCAGUUAUUCAAAGAAGUACAUCCUACGGAUCCAAGCGUUCGAAAUGCGGCCCUCGCUCUGACAGCGAUAGGAUUCGCCAUAGCCAUUCUUUCGUUGUUCUUUACACUAGAGCAAUGCCUAUCUGUCAUUUUCUGGCCGUUCAAAAAAUUUUACAAGAGAGAUGAACAGUCCCAAGACUUGGUUGGUACUAAAGCACCGAUGACCCAGCAUAAAUACAGCGAUACUCUUACACAAAGCAUCCAUGUCGUCCUUCAAGCUAUCGCCAUUAGUACAUACAUAUUUUUGAUUUACGCGACCGAACAAACCAUCAACAAGAACGACUUCGACGGUGAAUCCAGAGAUUGGUCGUACGGCCAAACGAUCGCACUCAUCCUCCUGCUCCAGCAAAUCAUGGAUUUGUGCUCUGAAAUCACUGAUGAUAGGGGGAAGGAACAAGAAAAGGAACAACGCAUGAGGCACCAGAAUGGAGAGGACAGCGAUCUUCCUGGUAAUAGUAUCCCGAUUCAACUAGCUCACCAACCUCCCGGUCAAAAUGACCCGGCUACGCCUUCGGCCUCCGACAAGUGA
Rhizoctonia solani is the source of this 1041-nucleotide messenger RNA. RefSeq lists its product as uncharacterized. NCBI's taxonomy places the organism in Eukaryota, Fungi, Basidiomycota, Agaricomycetes, Cantharellales, Ceratobasidiaceae. Bases 1 to 1041 code for a protein of 346 amino acids. The transcript is spliced from 7 exons. The record is from RefSeq and is a predicted model, not a curated record.